UCUGGUUGGCCAAGCUGGUGCGCAAUCUCCUGCUGUUCUAUCAUAGUGCUCAGACUAUCACCUUUGGUCCCGUUGGAGAUAGGAUAGGUAGCAUAAUCUCGUAAGCACCGCAUACAAUACAUACGUUUUAAGCAGCGAAGAAAGUUUUUUCCUUAUCAAUAUUCAGUGUGAAUCAUUGGCCGUGAUGUGAAAAAAAAAAAUCUUCCGAAAAGAGCCACGCAGUUGAGCUUGGAGAAACAAACAUGGAGCUUCGCGAGUGGUCCCCACUGGUGAACCUGGUCAACAAGAUUCCGACCACGGUGCAGCGUGGUCUACUGUUUCACGAUGUGUCCAUUACUUGCGUGGAUUUGAUCGACGAAUUUGUGGCUCUGGGAACCAAUGUAGGGAUCGUAUUCUGGUACAACCGGAAGAGUGGAUCGGUGGAACGACUACAGGCUGAGAGCUCGAACUAUCUAACAUGCGUUCGGAUAAUUUCCACAGUCGAGUUUAUGGUUGCUGCCGGAUGUCGUCAAGGGUGCAUACAUAUUUUUCAAAUUCCUAAGGAAGCACCACCGGAUGUCUGUGCUGAGUUGCUGCUCAAAAGUAAACCAAAGGAGCGAUACACGAUUCGGAACGUGCAUCGUGCGGAGAUUAACGAUCUGGUUUGGUCUAAGAAUGGGAUGAAGCUGUUUUCCGGCGACAGUUCCGGAGUUGUCGUACUAACUGGAAUCAAUUAUCAGUUGAAGACUUGUGAUGCCCGAGAGAUUGUAAAUGAAAAGUAUCAGAUUGUCCAGAUGAGCCUGCAGAAAGAUAAACUGUUGGUUUCAACUGCAUAUCGCACUGUGAUCUGCACUCAGGAGGAUUCCAAGAGAUGGCGUGUGGCACAGGUGGGAAAGAAGGAUCGGAAGCUUUUGAGUCAUUUUGGGGCAGUCUUCCAUGAGUAUCAUAAGCAAAUUCAAAUAGUGACAACGCGGUCCGGGUUUAGACUCUGGGUAGCCGAUCUGGAAGGUGACGUAGCACAAACACUUAUCUUCAAGGAAUUGAUCAAAGUUCCAUCGUUGGAGAUACCCAUACUGAAUCCCAGUAAGCACCCAAUCAGAAUUCCGACCACUUUCGGAACUCUCUAUACAUUCCAGGACAAGUAUCUCCUUUCGGUCGCUAACGAUAUGCUGUUUGUGUUGGAUCUGGACCAAAUGAAGGUCGUCGCAUCGCUGACCCGUCUUCGCAGAAUCAUCGACAUAUCGGUCCACAAGCAUGAAAUCCUCAUUGUGGAAAGUUCUCGAUCUUUGGUUCGAUUGUCCACCCUUCCGGAUAGCAGUCAAGCCACGAUAUUGUACAAAAAUCUCGAACUGUUCACUACCACCGACAGUGACAGUCAAAUAGUCGUUGCAGAUGAAUGUCUCGAACAGGACACAGACUCGGGCAGCCUCUCGAAUGUGGCAGGCAAUGGUCCCACCGAGGGCGACGUCGUUGACGGUAUUGAAUCUGUUCCGUUGGAGGAAAAUCCUUCCUCCGAAGGCUCGCACCAUCUAAUCACCCAUUUGAAAAAGCUGGAACUCUUCGAAACGCUGAACGAGCUCAAGUAUGACGAAUCGAUUCUGUUCAAGAGUGGACGAAAGACGAAACGAAAGCACAAAACCAAGAUCAAUCCGAUCGUCGAGAUAGGGCAGAUUCCGAAGGAGUUUGAGGGUGAUUUAGCUGUUGCUGCUGCUACUGCUAGUUCAGCUGCUGUGAACGGUGAUGGGAAAGGCGAGUGCCAGGUUCUGCAGUAGGUCGUGAUCGCUUUUACUAGCUGUGUGAUAUUUUUUAGCUUUAGUUAUCAUAUAUGUUUGUUUUCUGUUAAAUCGAAAAUUAUGAUGUCGAGUUUAUUGGUAGUUUAUGUUGUCCUGAAAUGGACACCACCUAGAGGACGUCGUCGGACGUCUGCCGAUGCUUCGUAAGCACAUUUUUGCAGUGAGAAUAAAGUAUAUUAUUGGAAAUUGUGUU
This is a messenger RNA of Ochlerotatus camptorhynchus, 1965 nucleotides long. RefSeq names its product WD repeat-containing protein CG11141. The coding region runs from base 243 to 1751 and encodes 502 amino acids. The transcript has 2 exons. Gene Ontology annotation, molecular function: protein binding. NCBI's taxonomy places the organism in Eukaryota, Metazoa, Arthropoda, Insecta, Diptera, Culicidae. The record is from RefSeq and is a predicted model, not a curated record.